GCAAGGCAAGCCAGGGCAGGGCAAUGAGGCAAGGCAAGACAGGCAAUCCGGCAGGCAAGGUCACGUCGGGUUACCUGACGGGCAAGACGGAUCUGGGGCUGACCUUGCCGCCUCCGCCGCUGACGUUCCCGCAGUCGUUCUGCGGUCCUGCGUCAGCGCGCGGCCUCCGCCCAGCCUCGUCAGCGCCUCAGGAGAAGGCUUCUUGGCUCCAUUCCCUCCUCCGCGGCCACGACCUGUCGUCCUCCGAGGUGCCAGAGCCGCUCUUAAUUACUGUUUACGGCCGCGCGCGGGGGGGGGGGGCUCAGGUGUGGUUCCCGAGGCUCAGGUGUGUCUCUGACGUCACGGGCUCCACUUACCGAGAAGGCUCCGCACCUCCGGCGGCCGCAGCUGCGCGACACAUGUUUGCCGGGCGAUUACGGGGCGUCGCCGAGGGUAUUUUGGGAGGCGGUGACUCACCUCGAUUAUGUUCGCCAUGUAUGCCGCUCAUAUUAACGUGUUUGGAAAUAGAAGUCGUUGCUCGUUAGAGAGAAAAAAAACAUUGCUAUUUAUAGCCAAGGCGACAUGCAGUAUUGAUGAGUGUUGGGGACGCGGCGCCGGCGGGAGGCUGCGCCGCGGGAAUCGCCUCGUACGUGAUUUA
Molecule: messenger RNA, 637 nt
Organism: Penaeus vannamei (Pacific white shrimp)
Lineage: Eukaryota; Metazoa; Arthropoda; Malacostraca; Decapoda; Penaeidae
Source: RefSeq, a predicted model, not a curated record